UAGCAGAUAGACGGGAAAGGACUUGCAAGCUGGGUGUGGGAUCUUUGCCUGUUAAGGCGCGGAAGCGGGUUUGGGAAAGAGAAGUUCGUUUGGAUAAACUGGGUCUGAACAAAUGGCAGUAUCUGCAGGCAGCUGGGGCUCAGGAGGGAGGUCCUGGCUGGGGAGAGCGGUCAGAAAGUCAAGGUCCUGGGAGAGCUGAGGAGGGGAGGGCCACACCUGAUGUUGAGGGACCCAAGGAGACGCCGGAGGAGGAGACAGCACUGAACCGGCCCGAGAGGCUGGAGUACAGAGUCGGUGCUGCGGCCUGUCCUGCCGCCGAGGUUAAGGUGAACUUAGACCCCAGGCACCGGUGUUCACUGGAGCCCUGGGAGAGAGGUCAAGGGCGGGGAAGCCCUGGCCCCCAGUUCCUCUCUACCCCUCCCCAGGUACCCCCCAGAAUGGGCAACUCGCAGGAGAGACCGUCAGAGACGAUCGACCGCGAACGGAAACGCCUGGUAGAGACGCUGCAGGCGGACUCCGGGCUGCUGCUGGAUGCGCUGCUGGCGCGGGGCGUGCUCACCGGGCCGGAGUACGAGGCGUUGGACGCGCUGCCUGAUGCCGAACGCCGGGUGCGCCGCCUGCUGCUGAUGGUGCAGAGCAAGGGCGAGGCCGCCUGCCAGGAGCUGCUGCGCUGCGCCCAGCGCACCGCGCGCGCGCCGGACCCCGCCUGGGACUGGCAGCACGUGGGCCCCGGCUAUCGGGAUCGCAGCUACGACCGUCCUUGCCCAGGCCACUGGACACCGGAGGCAGCCGGCUCGGGGACCCCAUGCCCUGGUCUGCCCAGACCUUCACACAGUGAGGAGGCGGGGGGUUCUGAGAGCUCCGAGGCAGUGCAAUCCGGAACCAUCGAGGGGCCCCAGAUAGAGUUAGAAGCUGAGGCCUCUGAAGGGCCUGAAUCCGAGUUGGAAUCGCAAACGGAUCCGGAGCCAGAGGCAGAACCAGAACCUGAACUGGAACCAGAACCUGAACUGGAGCCGGACCAGGAGCCAGAGCCAGAACCUGAGCCAGAGCCAGAACCUGAGCCAGAGCCGGUCCAGGAGCCAGAGCCCGACCCGGAGCCAGAGCCCGACCCGGAGCCGGAGCCGGAGCCGGAGCCGGAGCCAGACUACGAGGCAGAGGAUGCGUCUGAAGAUUCCUGAGGGCCGGCGCCCUGACUGGCUACUCCCCAUCCAAGCCCAGUGGAACCUGGGAUCCCGGCCUGGCUGGGUUGGAUUCCCACCCAGGCUCCACCUGGCCCAGGAUUCGCUGGAGUGAAUAAACUGUGGAGGGUGGAUCUGGCUCUCGGUGAUUCCGGCCCCUUGCCCAGGAAUAAAGAGAUGGACCUGU
Myotis davidii is the source of this 1365-nucleotide messenger RNA. It is a transcript of the gene NOL3, whose product is annotated as nucleolar protein 3. The coding region runs from base 438 to 1178 and encodes 246 amino acids. Gene Ontology annotation, biological process: negative regulation of extrinsic apoptotic signaling pathway; negative regulation of intrinsic apoptotic signaling pathway; negative regulation of release of cytochrome c from mitochondria. The record is from RefSeq and is a predicted model, not a curated record. Lineage: Eukaryota; Metazoa; Chordata; Mammalia; Chiroptera; Vespertilionidae. The transcript is spliced from 3 exons. Gene Ontology annotation, molecular function: death effector domain binding; death receptor binding; cysteine-type endopeptidase inhibitor activity involved in apoptotic process. Gene Ontology annotation, cellular component: mitochondrion.